AUGAAAUUAGGAAACUUGAUAAGUAAUAACACAUUAAAAAAAAAUUUAUUAAUAAAUUAUAAAAAUGAUGUAUCUACAAAAUAUUUUAUGUGUAGUUUAAAUGCUUAUACAUUUGAGAUUAACUAUUUAAACAAAGUUAGUUUUAAUAAAUAUGAAAAGAGAUUUAUAAGAGUUGGGAAAUAUGCUGAUCUAAUAAAUUAUAAAAGCAGUUUAAAGAAUAAAAACGAAAACACUAAAAAUGAAAAAAACAAAAGUAAUGAAAAACAAACAAGUAUUUUUGAAAUAUUAAAUAAUAAUGAACUAGAAAUAUCUCAACCAAAGAAAUAUAAAAAAAAAAUAGAAAAUAAUGACGAUAAAAAAAAAGGGAAUGAAGAUGAAAUAAAUUUAAAUUAUAGUUUAUGUGAAAACAGAAAAAUGGAAACUAGCAAAAAAAAAAUAAAUACUAUUAAUAAAUCAUUAAAAAACCAAAAGGAUAGUCUUAAAAAGAGAUAUAAAAAACAAAUAAUUAAUAAAAUAAUGAAUAAUAAUAACAUAAUAAAUAUAGAGCAAAUAACUAAAGAUAAAGAGAAAAAAAAUAUGAAUGAAAAUAUAACUGAAUAUAAUGAAAAAAAAAUUAAUAAUUUUAAUAACAAAUAUGUUACAAAAAGAAAACUUUUAAAAAAGCAGAUUUCAUUGAAUAGUUACGCAAUUACAAAUAGUUAUGUAAAUAAAAAAUAUUAUAUAAGCAUAAAAAAAAAUUUGAAGGAAAAUGAUUUUAACAUAUCUGAAAUAAAGUCUAUGCAACUUUUAGAUGAAGUUAAAAAAAUAAAUGAAAGGAAAGAUGAAAAAAAAGAAAUGAAAAAUGAAAUAAAAGAAUUUCAGAUAGAUUCUGUUAGUUAUGAAAAUAAAAAUAAAAUUAUUAAAAAGAUAUAUAAAGCAUCAAUUAAUCAUGUAAGAGAUGAAAAUUUAUGGAAAAAAUAUGUUCAGAAUACUUUUAUAGUAUCUGUUUAUUUAGAUGCAAGUGAUAUAGUUAUCCUGUUUUGGUGUUUUAGCAAGAUUGGAUAUAGGGAUAAUAGGCUAAUAAAUUUACUUUGUUCUAUUAUAUUAAAAAAAAUAAAUGAAUUAAGUGCUUGCGCAUUAUCAUUAUUAUUAAAUAGCUUUAAAAAAUUAGAGAUAAAGAAGUAUGAUACUAUAGAAUUAUUAACAAAUCAAUUUUGCUUUCAUACAGUUAAAUGGACGUUUCAAGACAUAGCAUUAGUUUCUAAUGCUUUAGCAUUUUUUUAUAUUUAUCAUAAAACAUUUUGGAAAAAAUGCAUAUUAAAAUUGCAACAUAAUUAUUAUUUUUCACAUCCUCUUCAUUUAUGCCUUGUUAUAUCUUCUUUUGCUAGAUUAGAUAUUAGAGAAGGUAACAUAUUGUUGUGCAUGAGCAAAUCAGCAAAAAAGUUGGCAAAAGAGUUUUCUCCAAAUAAUUUAUCUUUAGUAAUUCAUUCUUUUGCAAAAUUAAAGUUUCAUCAUCCGAAAUUUUAUAAUUAUAUGUAUCAGUAUGUUCAUAAGCACUUAGAUAAACAAUUACUAAUAAAUGGAUAUAAUGCAAAAAGUUCAUCAAUCCAUUUUUCUAAGACAUCAGAGGAAGAAGUAAAAGAAAAAGAUAAAGAUAUAUCUUUUGAAAACAAUAGAAAUUUUAAUAAUCUAAACAUAAAUAUUACCUCAGGAAUAAAUAAAAACAUAAAUGAUAAAUUAAAACCUAGUGAACGAUCAAGUAAUAAUAAUUUAAUCAAUCAGAAUAUGUAUAAUAGUUGUGUAAAUGAUCAAAAUAAAAAUAAAGAUAGAAUAUUUAAAGAAAAAGAUAUUAUCAUUCAUAGUGAGACUCAAAAGAAAAAUGGAAAUUAUGAUAAAGUAGAUGAAGAAAACAUAAAUAAUGCUUCGAAUGGUAACUUAGAAAAAUUAGUUAAAAAGGAUUCUCUUUUUGAUUUACAAUCCUUAGUGUUAUUACUUUUUUCCUGUGUCUGUUUAAUUAACUGUACUCAACAGAUGAUAUUAAAAUUGACCUAUUUAAUAAUUCCACAUAAAGAUUACUUAGGGGAUCACAAAGUAGACAAAUUAAAAUAUGUUAGUGAUUAUUUACAAUAUGUUUUCCCUUCAACGUUUGAAAAAUUUCCAAAAGAAAUAAAAGAUUUUUAUAAAUUUAUUGACAAUUAUGAAAUCAAAAGAAAAAAAUUAAAAUAUUGUCCAAGAUGGAUUAAUGAAUUAUCAAGAAUUUUAAUGAAAAUUAAUGUAGAUCAUUUGAAAAAUAUUUACAUUAACAAUAUAUGUGCAGAUAUAAUGUUAACAGAUUCAAAUGUUAUAAUUAAGUGCCUUGGUCCUUAUAGCUAUUAUGUAAAUUCAUUAGUUAGUACAUCAAUAUCGGAUUUGAAAAUAAAGAUCUUAGAAAAGAAGAAAUAUAAAGUUAUUACAUUAAGUUAUCAUGAUUGGAAUAAUUUAAAUGAUUAUGAAGAAAAAAUUAAUUUUCUGUAUGCCUUUGGUCGAAAUGCUGCCAACUUUUUUUUUCUUAAUUCUAAAAAAGAAGGCUUACAUAUUAACGAAAAAGAUAAUAUUAAUACAACAGAUAAUAUUUUAUUAAAAGAAAAAAAUGAAAAUGAACUAAAGGACAAAAAAGAAAACUCCAUUGAGCAUAAAAAUUCCGUUGAUGAUUCAUUAGAAGAUACUGAAAUUGAAAAUUAUUUUUCUGAUGAAGAAAGUGAAAUAAUUAAUUUUAUAAAAAAUGUAAAAAGUGCAAAUGAAGAAAAUACAAAUAUAGAUGAGGAAAUAACAAAUAUUAAAAAUUUCUUGACAGACGCAAACAAAUAA
Molecule: messenger RNA, 2826 nt
Organism: Plasmodium relictum
Lineage: Eukaryota; Apicomplexa; Aconoidasida; Haemosporida; Plasmodiidae
Product: RAP protein, putative
Exons: 1
Coding region: 1-2826 (941 amino acids)
Source: RefSeq, a predicted model, not a curated record